UCAAAGAGAGCACUCAACUCAGAUCAAUCGAAUCCAGCGCUUGGUGCGCACGCGUCGAUCGUAUAUAUCGAAAAUAUACUAUUAAUUGGAUAUUAAUACGCUUUCAAGUGGGUUACGUUGUGUAGCCGAGCGUUGAACCACUAAUUUAGGCUUUGUUUACACAGUGGCAAACUGUUCAAACGUUACGAGCUUAGAGUGUUUUGAGAGGUGGUCUAAGCGUUGUUCUAGUGGAAUUUGGUUAAUUAGCACUAUAGUGAUUUGUAGAUAUCAUUUUUAUUGGAGAUAUAUGAAUUUUGUUACCACAACAUGGGUGCAGUGAAGAGUAAACUAGCUAAUGCAUGCCCAGCUAGGUGUGGAUGCUGUGGACUCUUGAGAUCAGAUUCGUAUGAUCUGAAAGAUCUACCUCGACCACCGCGAUUGGAUACUUCAAACAAUGUCAUCAGCGGAACGAGACAAGGUGUCCUCGCCGUGCAAGGUAUCGAUUUUUGCAUCGAAACUAAUGGGGAAAAUCAUCACACGAACAAAUUCAAUCUCAUGUCAAAAGAUGUUGACAGGUGUCUGGUUAUAAGACGAGGUCAGGCCUUCAAACUUGAUAUUCUAUUAAACCGGCCAUACGAUGCCAGCAGAGAUGCCGUUUCUUUUAUCUUUUAUGUGUCAGAUGUCGAAAAGCGUGGGCCGUCGGGGGAUACGUCAGCGGCUGUUCCUAUGUUGGAGAAAGGAUCCGAAACGUUAGGCGCAUGGAAUGCUGUGUAUGACGGUCAAAUGGAUUCUCAUCUCAUGGUCGCAGUGACCGCAGCCGCUGACUGCAUUGUUGCUGCGUGGCGCAUCGACGUAGAUACCAGAUUGAAUGGAGGCGAAUCACUUAGCUACACACAUCCACUCCCCAUAUACGUGCUCUUUAAUCCAUGGUGCUUAAACGAUAGUGUUUACAUGCCAGGACAUAGUCAUCGAGAGGAAUACGUUCAAGAAGAUGGUGGCCUUAUGUAUAGAGGCGUCUAUAACGUAAUCAAACCUAUGCCAUGGUAUUAUGCGCAGUAUGAGAAGGACAUAUUGGAAUGCGCCUUGUAUCUCGUCAGAGAGAUUGGAAAGGUUAAAGGUCGCGCGAGAGGCGAUCCCAUCAGGACGGUCCGAGCGCUGUCAGCUGCAGUUAAUGUUCAAGACGACAAUGGCGUCUUGUUCGGUAACUGGGCCACAGAGUUAAGUGAAUACAGUGGUGGAACACAUCCGCUGAAAUGGAUCGGAUCAUUGUCGAUAUUACAGAAGUAUUAUGAGAAGAAAAAGCCAGUCAAGUAUGCGCAAUGUUGGGUUUACGCUGGAGUUUUAACAACGAUUUGUAGAGCAUUAGGAAUCCCUUGUAGACCAGUGACUGGAUAUGACGCAGCACACGACAGUCAAGGGAGCCUUACUAUUGACAUAAUUAAAGAUGAAGAAGGCAACACACUCGAGGAGUUCACCAGAGAUUCAGUUUGGAACUAUCACGUGUGGAACGAGGUAUGGAUGGAUCGGCCAGACUUAGGAACUGAGUACAGCGGCUGGCAAGCUAUUGACUCAACACCACAAGAAACCUCAGAGGACGUUUUCCGAUGUGGCCCAGCGUCUUUACGAGCUGUACGAGAUGGUGAAUUGCAGCGACCUUACGACGCUUCCUACGUCUUUGCGCAAGUCAAUGCAGAUAAGGUGCUAUGGAAAUACUCUGGUGAAAUUCAACCGUUAAAACUUUUAGCACGUGAUACAGUUUCAAUUGGACAAAAUAUUUCCACCAAAGCGAUCGGUCGGAUGGAGCGAGAGGAUAUUACCGACCUUUAUAAAUAUCCGGAGAGAACCCGAGAGGAACGUGAUACUAUGGAAAAGGCUCUGCGGAAAUCAGAAAGCAUAUUUGCACGUUAUUAUCUCAAUGAUGCGUUUAAUGACGUUGUUUUUGAAUUCGAACUGAGAGACGACAUUAAAAUCGGACAGGACUUUAAUGUGGUCUUGCAUAUAAAGAACCGUUCGACAAUCAACGAACAUCAGGUGAAAGGAGUGCUGCGAGUGGACACAGUCACGUACACCGGAGUGACCGGAGACGGCGUGAAAAGACAAGACUUUGAGAUGGUUAUGGCUCCAGCGGCGAAAGAAAAAAUUACACUGCUAGUCACAUUUAGUGAUUAUUUCAAGAAAAUAGUUGACCAGGCGUCGUUCAACAUAGCUUGCUUAGCGACAAUAGUGGAUAGAAAUUUCGAUUAUUUCGCACAAGACGACUUCAGAGUACGAAAUCCCGAUAUUAAAAUAUCAUAUGACGGAAAGCCAAUUUCACGACAGGAAUUUUUGGUGACAGUCAAAUUAGAAAAUCCUCUUCCGAUACCUUUGAAGAGUGGAAAAUUCUAUAUACAAGGACCAGGAUUGGACAAACAACUUAAGAUUGAACUGAGCGAGAACGUAGCUCCAGGCGCUCUUGCGAGUGUUCAGUUUAAAUUGACACCGCCAUGGGCCGGUCGACACCAAAUAUCAGCGAAAUUCUCCUCAAAGGAGCUGCACGACGUGGACGGUUUUCUGUCAUUGAUGGUUUCGCCUCCAGACACUAAUGGAAUCCCAUUAAUUGAUGCUAACGAGACACGUGAAAUUUGAAUAAAUU
Messenger RNA from Vanessa tameamea, 2611 nucleotides. Its product is annotated as annulin-like. Gene Ontology annotation, molecular function: protein-glutamine gamma-glutamyltransferase activity. NCBI's taxonomy places the organism in Eukaryota, Metazoa, Arthropoda, Insecta, Lepidoptera, Nymphalidae. The transcript has 12 exons. Gene Ontology annotation, biological process: peptide cross-linking. The record is from RefSeq and is a predicted model, not a curated record. Bases 307 to 2604 code for a protein of 765 amino acids.